AUGCCUGGGAAUUCAGUAAGCCACACUAGAAAGCUAAAGGGCUAUGUUUUAACACCACUGUUUUUCAACCUCUACAUGCAUGAUAUUCCUGAAACACAAGCUCGUAAAUUUAUCUAUGCUGAUGACGACGUUACAGCAUCCCAACAUGAAACUUGCAAACCAUCUGAAGAAACCCUAAACAGAGACCUGUUAGGCGUCUACUUUAGCAAGUGGGGAAAGGUACCGAAUUCCACGAAAAACAGUCCCAUCAACAGCCGAGUACUGUUAGCCGGUCUGGAUAUACAGUGCACAUGUCUUACAUGUAGAUAUUCAGAUAUUCAGACUAUGAGAUACAAAUCUGGAACCAUAAAAAGUACACCUCUCCAGUGGUUGUCAGUGCUAAGCCAUAUUACACCACCCUACCUCAGAAGCUGA
Diatraea saccharalis (sugarcane borer) is the source of this 414-nucleotide messenger RNA. The record is from the annotation of a GenBank genome assembly. NCBI's taxonomy places the organism in Eukaryota, Metazoa, Arthropoda, Insecta, Lepidoptera, Crambidae.